Molecule: messenger RNA, 563 nt
Organism: Priapulus caudatus
Lineage: Eukaryota; Metazoa; Priapulida; Priapulimorpha; Priapulimorphida; Priapulidae
Product: zinc metalloproteinase nas-4-like
Exons: 2
Coding region: 79-411 (110 amino acids)
Biological process (GO): proteolysis
Molecular function (GO): metalloendopeptidase activity
Source: RefSeq, a predicted model, not a curated record
GAAUGGAGGUGUUGGUCAUAUAUCGGAAAGAUUGGAGGAAGACAGGACAUUUCCCUCGGAUACGGCUGUAAUUAUCAGAUGACGGUUCAGCAUGAGAUGAUGCACUGCAUGGGUUUCUACCACACACAGAGUCGUGCUGAUCGUGACAGCUAUGUCAGAAUUUACCUACAAAAUGUCAUGCAAGGCCAGGAACACAAUUUCGACAAGGUAUCGACAAGCGUGGCAUCUCUGUAUGGAGCGUAUGAUCUCCUAUCUAUCAUGCAUUACGAUUGCUAUUCCUUCUCCAAGAACGGAUAUCCAACCAUCACGUCGCUGAACGAUCCAAGCUGUCAGACCUCGUUGGGGCAGCCCCAUGUCGGAGGUGGAUUCAGAAACUCGGACGUUAAAAAGCUCAACGAUAUGUAUUGCUAAGGCUAAUGGCAUAUAAUUGUAAUUGCGUUCAUGCUUAAUGACUUUGUACGCAGUACUGGUGUAGGGAUCGUUAAUAAUUGUAGCGAUUAGUGUGUGAAAUUGUUAACUGACUUAUGAUAAGAUUGGCUUAAUAAAUUCAUUACGCAAUGAUA